CGCUGGUUUGGGUUACAUUCAAAAGGCUUCCUUUUUUCCUUUCUGACCAUAGCACCUUAUUCUCCAUAGUCAGUGCACUUGGAACCCCAAUCCAGAUGGAUGAUACCACAGCUCGUGGUGGGUACUUCCAGACGGCUAGGAUCCUUUUGGAGUUGGAUGUUUCUAAACCCAAACUUUCUUCUUUCCUGAUUCGAACAAGCACUUGGGAAAGAACGGUGGAGCUUCUGUAUGACCUCCCCUUAUACUGCAAUUGCUGUAAGCGGAUGGGUCACUUCUGCAAACCAAUCUCAAAGCCCGCCGGAAAAGUCCUCGCCGGCGGGACAUCCAAUGAGAGGCUUCAGUCCACCAAGAGCCAUCCAAAAUCCAGUCAGGAUUGGAUCAGGGUUCAGAGUAAGAAGGAAAGAACAAGUCACAAAAGGACAACCAACAAAAAGCCAACAUGGGUGGCCACUUGCUCCAUAUUGCCAAACACGAAGGACAGCCAACCUACUACACUUCCAUAUACUACUGUCCCCACUUCUUUGAAACCCUUGGUAUCUAGCAGAUCAAGGUCCCCAAGUCCAUGUGAGGCACCUAGCUCAAAUCGUUUGGUUGGGGACAUGCACUUCGUACAAGAUGCAGCCCCCUUGUCCAAGCAUCCAUGUCCCCCCUCCACUAUGGUCAAGGUGGCAGUAGCUUCCAACGAACACACAUCCACCAUUGAUUCAUUAGCUCUCCUAUCUACUGUGGUUGAGAACAACAGCCCGGGCACUCCGGUGUGUAUUCACUCAGAUGGGGAAGGGGAAAGGCUUCUGAAUAAAAGCCCCAUAGCUGCUCUUGAGGGAAAAUUCACGCAGUUCAAAGAGAAUGCUUUAUCCUUCAUGAAGGGUAGAGGAAAAAAAACCCCUAUGGCUCCUCUUAGCAUGACUCUGAGGAGCAAAGCUAGAACUCUUCACUCCUCCUAUUAAUGAUCUUGAU
Molecule: messenger RNA, 957 nt
Organism: Cuscuta campestris
Lineage: Eukaryota; Viridiplantae; Streptophyta; Magnoliopsida; Solanales; Convolvulaceae
Source: the annotation of a GenBank genome assembly